Jaculus jaculus (lesser Egyptian jerboa) is the source of this 7397-nucleotide messenger RNA. It is a transcript of the gene Ltn1, whose product is annotated as listerin E3 ubiquitin protein ligase 1. The record is from RefSeq and is a predicted model, not a curated record. Gene Ontology annotation, biological process: ribosome-associated ubiquitin-dependent protein catabolic process; rescue of stalled cytosolic ribosome. Gene Ontology annotation, molecular function: zinc ion binding; ubiquitin protein ligase activity; ribosomal large subunit binding. Lineage: Eukaryota; Metazoa; Chordata; Mammalia; Rodentia; Dipodidae. The transcript has 30 exons. Gene Ontology annotation, cellular component: cytosol; RQC complex. The coding region runs from base 68 to 5368 and encodes 1766 amino acids.
CGGAAGUUGUAGCCCGGCCGUGCUGACACCGGCGCUGCGGACCGAGCGGGCGGCCGCCACCGCGACCAUGGGCGGGAAGAACAAGCAGCGGACCAAAGGAAACCUGAGGCCUUCAAACAGUGGCCGGGCUGCAGAGCUCCUUGCCAAGGAAAGGGGUACAGUGCCUGGAUUCAUUGGCUUUGGAACAUCUCACAGUGACCUUGGCUAUGUGCCUGCUGUUCAAGGAGCAGAGGAAAUAGACAGUCUUGUGGAUUCUGAUUUCCGGAUGGUUCUGAGGAAGCUUUCCAAGAAAGAUGUCACCACAAAGUUAAAAGCUAUGCAAGAAUUUGGAGUUAUGUGUACAGAUAGAGACACAGAAAUUGUAAAAGGAGUCCUUCCAUAUUGGCCAAGAAUUUUCUGCAAAAUUUCACUGGAUCAUGAUCGUCGGGUUCGAGAAGCUACGCAGCAAGCUUUUGAAAAACUUAUCGUUAAAGUAAAGAAACACUUGGCUCCCUAUUUAAAAAGUUUAAUGGGGUAUUGGCUAAUGGCUCAGUGUGAUACAUAUGGCCCUGCAGCGCUUGCAGCAAAGGAGGCAUUUGAAGCUGCUUUUCCUCCAAGCAAGCAGCCCGAAGCCAUAGCAUUUUGUAAGGAUGAAAUUACAAACGUACUGCAGGAUCAUCUUUUAAAGGAAACACCAGAUACACUCAGUGAUCCACAAACAGUUCCAGGAGAAGAGAGAGAAGCUAAGUUUCACCGAGUUGUAACUUGCUCCUUGUUGGCACUAAAGAAGCUGAUUUGCCUCUUACCUGACAAUGAGCUCGAUUCUCUGGAGGAGAAGUUCAAGUCUCUUUUAUCACAGAAUAAGUUUUGGAAGUAUGGGAAACACAAUGUACCUCAGAUCCGCUCUGCAUAUUUUGAGCUGGUUUCUGCUUUGUGCCAACACAUCCCACAGUUGAUGAAAGAGGAGGCUUCCAAAGUGAGCCCGUCUGUUCUACUUAGCAUUGAUGACAGUGACCCUAUUGUCUGCCCGGCUCUCUGGGAAGCUGUACUCUAUACACUCACAACUAUUGAGGACUGUUGGCUUCAUGUAAAUGCCAAAAAGAGUGUCUUUCCCAAGCUGACAGCUGUGGUUCGUGAAGGUGGUCGAGGCCUAGCUACUGUCAUAUAUCCUUAUCUUCUGCCAUUUAUCAGCAAACUCCCUCAGUCCAUCAUGGAUUCAAAGUUGGAUUUCUUUAAAAGUUUUCUCACCUCUUUAGUUGCAGGGCUGUCAACAGAGAGAAACAAAACCAGCUUUUCAGAGUCCUCAGCCAUAAUAUCUGCCUUUUUUGAAUGCUUACGUUUUAUAAUGCAACAGAACUUAGGAGAAGAAGAGAUUGUAAAGAUGCUUGUCAAUGAUCAGUUGAUUCCUUUUGUUGACACAAUUCUCAACGAUCCAGGAUUACAACAUGGACCACUGUUUAUCCAUCUAGCAGAAACACUAAGUUCUUGGGAAGCCAAAGCAGACAUAGAGGACGACAGUAAAACUGCUAACAACUUAGAGAAUGUGCUGCUAAGUUUCUGGGAAAAACUGUCAGAGCUCUGUAUGGAGAAAAUCAAUAAGCCCGAAGCUGACGAGAAGUCCAUCCUGAGUGUUUCUAACCUAUUGCAGGUCCUUCAGAAGCCAAAAUGCUCAUUGAAGGCAAAUUCCAAAAAAAGGGGAAAGGUUCGAUUUGCUGACGAGUCACCUGAAGUAAAUAAAGAGAAUGAAAAACAUGCAUCUUCAGAAGAAGAGAACAGGGAAGGCACUGAACUACUGACUGAGUCUGCCCUCGUUCCGAACUCUUCAGGCCUUGUGUCCCCUUUAAGGAAAAAGCCUCUGGAAGACUUGGUCUGUAAACUUGCUGAGAUGAGUAUCAAGUACAUCAACGAACACAAGUCGGAGCAGCACCUGCAGUUUCUGUCCACUCUGCUUGAUGCCUUCUCUUCAGACCAAGUCUUCAAGAUGCUCCUCAGGGAUGGAGAGGAAAGUACUGUCAAAGCCGUGCCCCUGGAAAUAACCAAACUGGCACAGAAGUAUCCUGCAGUGCAGUUCUUGUAUCACAAAUUAAUUGGCUGGCUAAAUGAAAGUCAAAAGAAGAACUCUGGUUUUCUUGUGGACAUUUUGUACAGCGCACUCCGUUGCUGUGACAUCGAUACGGAAAGAAAAGAUAUCCUAGAUGACCUAACCAAGGAGGACCUGAAAUGGAGUUCUCUUCUUCAGGUUAUUGAAAAGGCAUGUUCUAGUUCAGAUAAACAUGCUUUAGUCACUCCUUGGCUAAAAGGAGAAAUGCUUGGAGAGAAAUUGGUUGCUUUGGCAGACUGUCUUCGUAAUAAGCACUUGGAAUCUGCAGUUUCUUCAGAAUCGUACAUCUCAGAAGGAUGGACUCUCUUAAGUUUGGCAUUAUCACAACAUGGUAAAAAUGAUUACUUGAUUGGAGAAGUGUAUGUUGAAAGAAUUAUUGUUAAACUUCAUGAAAUUUUAUCCAAGACAAAGGAACUGUCAGAAGCUGAAAAUAGUGACUCACCAGUGUCUUUUGUGUGUGAUGUGGCCAAUAAUUACUUCAGCUCAACCAAAGGAUGCUUGCUAGUCCCAUCCUCUGAAGAUUUAUUGUUAACUCUCUUUCAAUUAUGUGCUCAGAGCAAAGAGAAAACACACUUGCCAGAUUUUCUGAUCUGUAAACUGAGAAGUACUUGGAUCUCUGGUGUAAACUCCCUGGUCCAUCAAACCAGCAAUAUGCAUAAACAGAGCACAUUCCUGUGCUGGUCAGCUCAGUGGCUGAAGAACCGAGUUCAGUCUUUGCCUUUGGAUAAUGCAAGUCUCCAGGUCCUCUUGUCUGCUGCUACUGAUUUGCUGGAUGCUCUGGGAGAGACUGAAGACACUUCUCUUCUGCGAGAUUUUGUUGGAAGUGUGAUGCCCAGUGAUAGUGAGUGGGAAAAGAUGAGACAGUCUCUUCCUGUUCAGUGGCUGCACAGACCUCUUUUAGAAGGAAGAUUAAGUUUAAAUUAUGAAUGCUUCAAAACUGAUUUUAAGGAACAAGAUGAAAACACACUUCCCAGUCAUUUGUGCACCUCAGCAUUAUUGAGCAAAAUGAUACUGGUUGCACUGAAAAAGCAAAUAGUCCUAGAAAAUAAUGUGCUGGAGAAAAUAAGUGCAGAACUGCUCUAUUCACUGCAGUGGUGUGAAGAACUUGACAAUCCACCCAGCUUUCUACCUGGGUUUUGUGAAAUGCUUCAAAAAAUGAAUAUUACAUAUGACAGCUUAUCUGAACUUGGUAGUACUUUUAACCUUUUGCAGCUGUUAUUUAACAGAUCCAGGGAAAAUGGAACACUUUGGUCUCUUGUUAUUGCUAAAUUGAUCCUUUCCCGAAGCAUUUCAUCUGAUGAAAUAAAAGCACAUUAUAAAAGAAAAGAAAGUUUCUUUCCACUAACAGAAGGUAAUUUACAUACCAUUCAAAGUCUCUGCCCAUUUUUGUCCCAAGAAGAAAAGAAAGAAUUUUGUGCUCAGUGUAUACCUGCUCUUUUGGGCUGGACUAAAGAAGACCUUUGCAGGACUGACGGUGCCUUUGGACAUCUUGCUAUUUUUAAUUCUUGUCUUCAAACCAGAAGCAUAGAUGAUGGAGAGCUAUUACAUGGUAUAUUGAAAAUUAUAAUAACCUGGAAGAAAGAGCAUGAAGAUAUUUUUCUUUUCAGUUGUAAUUUAUCAGAAGCAAGUCCAGAAGUACUUGGUGUAAAUAUAGAAAUAAUCCGAUUCCUUUCCCUAUUUUUGAAACACUGCUCAUCUCCUUUGGCAGAGAGUGAAUGGGACUUCAUCAUGUGUUCCAUGUUGGCCUGGUUGGAGACAGCAAAUGAGAAUCAGGCCUUGUAUCCUGUUCCACUCAUACAGCUGUUGGCCUGUGUCAGCUUUGAUUUGGCCUGUGAUAUCAGUGCCUUCUUUGAUUCAGCCACUCCGGAUACCAUCGCCAAUCUUCCUGUAAAUCUAAUCAGUGAAUGGAAAGAUUUUUUUUCCCAAGGCAUCCACAGUUUGCUCUUACCUAUUUUGGUUACUGCUACAAGAAAAAACAAAGAUAUGUCUGAAACAUCCUUCCAGAAUGCAGUACUGAAGCCUAUGUGUGAAACCUUAACGUACAUCUCAAAGGAUCAGUUACUGAGCCACAAGCUUCCGAAAAGAUUGGUUCCUGGCCAGUACACGAACUUGCCAGAUCAUCUGCAAACUUUGCUGAACACCUUGACCCCACUGCUCCUCUACAGAGCGAGGCCUGUGCAAAUUGCUGUUUACCACAUGCUCUACAAACUGAUGGCUGAGCUGCCCCAGUAUGAUCAGGAUAAUCUGAAGUCCUACGGAGAUGAAGAAGAGGAGCCAGCCUUGUCACCCCCGGCAGCCCUGAUGUCUCUUCUUAGCACUCAAGAGGACUUACUGGAGAACAUCUUGGGAUGCAUUCCUGUUGGACAGAUAGUUACUGUUAAGCCACUGAGUGAGGAUUUCUGCUAUGUCCUGGGGUACCUCCUCACUUGGAGAUUGAUACUUACCUUCUUCAAAGCUGCUUCCUCACAGCUUCGGGCUCUGUAUUCAAUGUACCUUCGGAAAACUAAGAGCUUAAACAAAUUACUCUAUCACCUAUUCAGACUCAUGCCAGAAAACCCAGUCUGUGGAGACAUACCUACCGAGGUCUCAAAUAAGGACCCUAAAACAUUCUUUACUGAGGAGCUUCAGCUGAGUAUUAGAGAAACAUCAACUCUUCCAUACCAUAUUCCACACUUGGCAUGUUCAGUCUAUCAUAUGACAUUAAAAGACCUGCCCGCUAUGGUUAGAUUGUGGUGGAAUAGCAGUGAGAAGCGUGUGUUCAAUAUUGUAGACAGAUUUACAAGCAAGUAUGUCAGCAAUGUUCUUUCUUUUCAAGAAAUAUCUUCUGUGCAAACAAGUACACAGUUAUUUAAUGGCAUGACGGUUAAAGCUCGAGCUACUACUCGAGAAGUGAUGGCUACUUACACUAUUGAGGAUAUCGUCAUUGAACUUAUAAUACAGUUGCCUUCUAAUUACCCUUUGGGCUCAAUAACAGUGGAAAGUGGAAAGAGAGUUGGAGUGGCUGUUCAGCAGUGGCGAAACUGGAUGCUGCAGUUAAGCACUUACCUCACUCAUCAGAAUGGAAGUAUUAUGGAAGGCCUAGCACUGUGGAAAAACAAUGUAGACAAACGUUUUGAGGGUGUUGAAGAUUGCAUGAUCUGCUUCUCAGUCAUUCAUGGUUUCAACUAUUCUCUUCCCAAAAAAGCCUGUAGAACAUGCAAGAAAAAGUUCCAUUCAGCCUGCUUGUAUAAAUGGUUUACAUCUAGCAACAAGUCCACUUGCCCACUCUGUCGUGAGACCUUCUUCUGAAAUGGUUUUCAUUGAAUUGAUCCCUAAAGUGAGCAGAUUCAUUGGAUUGGGAUCCAUCCUACAGUGCUGAUGUGAGAAAGUCAGUAAGCACUACACUUUUAAAUAGACCACUGCAGGAAAAUCAUUCUUGAUUAAUGUUAAUGACCUACAAUCAGGUUUAUCUUAAUCUUAAAUUGCUUUAUAAAUGUUUGGAAACUUCUUUUACAAGAGAAUAUUACAUAUUUGAGAGAAAGUGUUUAUAUUAAUGGUUUAAUCUGUUUGUAUCUUUAAAAAAAUAUAUAUAUAUAAUGUUGUGAACAAUACCUUAGGUUAUAGAAUUGAAAUUUAUGAAAGAAUUGUACAACUAUGUUAUAACUUACAAACCCACCCAGUGUGUUUGUGUUCUCAAACAGCUGUAAGGCAGAAUGAACUGAGCUGAGUUAUAUCUACAGAUAGCUUAAGACUUACUAGUUUUAACAGCAGAAUUAGUAGAAUUCUGAUUCUUUGAGAUCAUUUUAAUGAUAAAAAUGACACUAAGUGAUUAAUAUGGCUUAUCUUAAGCUAUUUGAAGCAUGCUCUGAAAUCCUAUAUAAAAGAAUGUAAGCUGAACUUUAAGGUGCCUCUUAAUCAAGGAUUCUAAAAUUCCGAAGAUUAAAUUCAUGAUACUCACCUUUUGCUUAUGGAAAAAUUUCCAUAUGUUGGUGAAAUAACUUAUUACUCAGUUUGAGUGUAAUAAACCUCCAAAGGGUGGGAAUUUGAAAGCAAUGAUUUAUUUGUGAAACAAAAUAGUUAUCCCUCUAUUGAGAGGAGCAAAUAAUACUAAAAAUUAAAGAUUAGUGGUACAAACAAUGUCUAAGAAUGCUGUAGGAGGCUUUAAAUUUGUAAGGCAAAGUUUGAUAUUCUUACUAGCCAUAGUUAUACCAAAUAAAGGACUUGGGGGAUCUAAUUAUUUUGAGCCUUCAGAAAUGAAAGUUAAAAGAUUAUAGUGCUAAGUAAAAUUAGGUCUAACAGAGUGAAGUGUCUAGUCAAGAGAAAAACUGCCUUUUACCACGAACUGUUACUCUUAAAUAGUGUCCAAAGUAUAAGAAAUUUAGAAGUUUAUUACAGUCUUCCAUUUCAUAUCUAAUAGUUAAGCCUUUUAAGAGAUUAGUCAGUCAUUUGUGUUGCAAAUGUUUAUUUGACAAAUGGCAACUCAUGUGAAAUAAAGUUACUGCCUACCACCAACUGGGUAACGUGAUUCUUACUUGAAAUAGUGUGACUGUGGUCGGAGGAUCAUAGACUAGGUGAAAUGCUGUGUGAGGUAUGGGUCUCUUGAGUUGCAUUUGAAGAUGCAGUUUUGUCUCCUAUAUUUUUCUGUGUAAUAUUUAUUACCUUACAGCCUUGAGGCUCAGAGACAGGAAGGGAAAUACGUAAACAAAGUCCUACUACCUCUUCUUAACCCCUUUCUGGAAAUAUUCUCUGUCUGUCUGUCUCUGACAUGGUAAUCCCUAAGGGUUGUUUCAUGCCCUUGUGAUAGUUACAUGCUUCCCCUUUAAAAAUGGUUUUAUAGUAAAACUUUGUUUAUAGCCUUACAGUAUUAGUUCUUCUUGGCUCCUGACCCAAAGCCAAAGUAGGAUAGACAAUGGAAUAAUAGAGCAUUGGUGUGUUUUUUUUUUGUUUUUUUUUUUACAGAAGCAUUAAGACAUCAGAUUGUUGGUGAAAUACUAGCUACAAUGAAAUAACCACUCUUCACACUUAGGACUUGUAUUGUUGUAAACCUGUUACUGUUUAUAUGCUAAAGAAAAAGCUUUUCAGAAUAAGACUGAAAUUGAGAGUACUGUAUUAAAGUUUUAUUUAUGCAGCUUUGACAACUCUAACAGAAAUGAUAGCAACCCUUAAAAUGUUAGUAUAAAGAUAUCUUUAAACUGCAUGAGAUUAAAAGCCCACAACAAAGUUAUUUAGAACCUCAAAAUAAAUUUAAAAUUUUUUAAGUUUUUAUUUAUUCCAUGCUCUAAGUCUAAUGUAUGUAUAUGCAGUCUUGUGGUUUAAUAAAAUGUUAUUUAUACAUUUU